CCGAUGUAACACUAUCGCCGAUAGGAUGACCUCAUUUCUGGAGGGAGUAUCGCCAAUAAGGAACCGUGAAAGAAGAGGUAUAUCGAAGAAGAAAACCCUGGGGUGCGUUCGUUUAUUUAGUGGCAACCUAACCCGCUGCUUCAACUGGCUGCGCAGUAUACUGCGCAGCUACCUAUUGUAACUGCUGGGACACGUUUACUGCGCCGGCAAGCAGAUGGGGGAUCCUGCAGGGGUUUGGGCUUGGGUAAAGCGUCAUCACGCCAUCAAAUUUACGCGGGAUAUCGUUGCGCGGUAUAUUCAGUUCAGAUUCGGAUCAUGAGCGGAUUAAAUCUAAAUUCAGACGUACACUUUUUGUGUACUGAUACCGAUGGGCAGCCUCAUCGUGAUCAAGAUAAACUGGUUAUCUGGAAUAAUGAAAGUAAGUAAUUAUUGAAAGCAUAAUUGGUUGUAUUUUUAAUUAGACGUGUGUGAGUAUUAAUACUCGACGCUGUUCACUGCCUAUUGAGGCAGAUCAAUAGAUAGUCUUUUUACUUGCAUGUGCUUUGCCAUACGUACCAUUGACGAAUGAAAUACACAAACUAUCCUUCAGAACAAACUAUGAUGCUGGUACCAGAUGUACCAGAAGUUCAGGCGUUCUUCGGUCUGAAAUUGCCUACCUCACUACCUUCCUCGCUACCUACCUCAAUAGCUAACCCAAUCCCAAUUCUAACUUUGAACACCACGGAAGAAAGAGCAUCUUCCAAUAUAUCUAAACAAGAUUCAGAAUGUCAACGUAUGUUCCACGAGAGUUUGCAAUUGGCAUCAUGCCGAGCAUCAUGCAAUGACCAAGGGUCAUCCAAUUCUGCACCACAAAAUUUCAAAUGGUCAAAUGCUACAACUAUGCUUCUAAUUGAAUUGAGGCUGGAAGCAAAUGCAGAGUUCAUGAAAACACAGAAAUCAUUCAACAAACAUUGGGAUAAGAUAUUAACCAUUUUUGCUCAACAUGGGUAUUCUGUUACCCGUGAAGAGUUGAAAUCGAAAUGGAAAAAUUUGCUUGUUACCUAUAACCGAAACGUCGACAAACUCGCAAAAACGGGUGAAAGUUCCAUAGAGUGGGAGUUUUUUGAAAAAAUGCACGAUGUUCUUGGAGAUAAAAGAAAUGUUGAGCCACCACCUAAUACAUUGGGCUCCACUCUCCAAAUAAAUAAUGUGAAUAAAUCAUUAUCUAACAACAAUAAAAAUCAAUUCCAAUCUGACACAAUAAUUAACACAGAUAAGGAAAAUUCGGAAAAUGAUGAAGACACAGCGAUAGAUUCCGAGGUGAAAGAUGAUGAAGAACAAGAGGCUACACAAUUAAAAAUAAAACUUGUACCAACUCUAAGAGGGAAUUUGCAAAAAAAAAAAAAAACAAAUAGAAAGAGGAAGAGCGACGUUAUUUAUGAAAUUAGAGACCUGCUGGGUGAAAAAAAGGAAAAGGCCCUAGCACAACAGCGAUCGAUGUGGGAGGAAAAAAAAGAAAUUGAACAGAACCGGACAAAUGCUAUUCUGGCACUGGCAGAGGCUAUCAGAGGUUCAAAGAAACGACGCAAUGAUUCUGACGAUGAAAGUUGAAUCGGCCCAUGCGUACGUAUUCGUCUAAUUUCUAAGAUAUUAGUAGUAAGUCUUUACCAAACGUACCUACGAUUUAGUACCUACCUAACGUGUACCUAGCUAUUCCAAAGCAACGUCGGAUAUUCCUAUUGUUACAAUACAACUAUUACGUAUACCGAGAGUAUUCCUGUAGUGGCCAGUCUGGUUGCGCUAGCGUGCCGGUAACUUAGGAUACAAUUACUGGCACACGACAAUUCUACGUGCGUGAUCUUCGCUGGCUCCUGACUGCUUACACCAGCAAAGAUCACGCACGUAGAAUUUUUGUGUUUAGUGAUUGCAUCCUAAGGUACCGACACGGUAGCGCAACUGGACUGCCCACCAUACAGGAAUGUUCUCAGUAUAAUAAGUCUGUGAUACAACUAGUUAUCUAAAUACUUACCUUUUUCAGUACAAUUUGUAAUUAAUAGGAUCAUUCAACAAAUGUGAUUUUAGUUAGUUUUUAGUCAUCGAUCAUAUGCAUUUUAUUUUCUUGUUACAUUUCUAUCCAAUAUUCUAAUAAUUUCAUUUUCAUAAAUGCUAUAUUUAUAACCAGUACAAAAUAUUUUUGAUAACAAUUAAAGUUCCCUUUUGUUUGAUACAAAAUACUCAUAUAAUAUAUUUAUUUAUAGUAAUGGAAAUGUACCUCUUAUUCACCUGUAUCUGAAAAACUGCGCCUAUAUAAUACUUAUAAAACCAUCCAAGAAUUCAUCAAGACCAGAUGAUGAUGACUUCAUAGUGUCUCUAACAUUCUAGCUAUAUUGUCACGUUUUGUCCUGGCAUCCUCGUUGUGA
Molecule: messenger RNA, 2399 nt
Organism: Athalia rosae (coleseed sawfly)
Lineage: Eukaryota; Metazoa; Arthropoda; Insecta; Hymenoptera; Athaliidae
Exons: 3
Coding region: 565-1590 (341 amino acids)
Source: RefSeq, a predicted model, not a curated record